AUGCUAACAUGUUCUAAAAAUGUGAAAUAAAAAUUAUAUACUGUUCCUGAUGAUUAAUUUCCAAAAAAGAGACACAGUACAUCAAGAUCUUUGAAGUUGAGUUUAAGAAGAAAAAGUAUACUAAUAAAUAAAUGAAAGAAUUGCAAGAUGAUUAUGAUAUAUUUUAGUAUUUAAAGAAUGAGAAUACAUCAGAGAAUUAUAUGACAUCGUUAACAGAGAGAAAGGAAAUAAGUUAAGUUAAUUAAAACAAUAGGAUAUCAGUAAUGAAAGAGAGUAUAUUAUCAGAGAAAGAUAAAGGAUUUUUAAGAAAGUUUAAUGAGGUAUAAUAGAAAAGGAAAUAAGAAUAACUUUUAAAGGCUGAUUAUUUAUUAAAGAAAGAUUUAGCAGACUUAAAUAAAAUAGCAUAAAAUAGUGUAUAAUAAUUUUCGAAUCAUUUUUCUGUUUAUAAUCAUUUUCACUUCGAGCAUUUAUUAGAACCUUAGACAGCAAGAGCAGAUUUACAAUUAUAACCAAAAUAGAUAUUCACAAUAUUAAGUAACCCGAAUAAAAAGGAUAGAUCAUAAUAUAAGGGUGGUUCUUAGAGAAUGUUUGUAUGGCAAGAGAAGAUAAUAAAUGAAGAGUAUUUAGAGAAAGCAAGAUUAAUGAAUUAAAAGAUGAAUAGAAUGAGUUUAAAUGUACAUAAGUAUGUAAAUGAAGUUAAUAACGAAAUUGGAUCCAAUGAGUGAAUAAUAUUUUGAAUUGAUACAAAAUGGAAAUGUAGAACAAUUAAAAUAAUUGAUUAAGACAUAGCCUCAUUUAUUAGAAUAGAAAACUAGAGUAACAUCAUAAUGUUUGUAUAGGAUAGUUAUAAGAGACAGGAUUACAUGUAGCAGUAAAAAGAAAUAAGAUCCAAAUUGUGGAAGUACUUUUGAA
This is a messenger RNA of Paramecium sonneborni, 912 nucleotides long. The record is from the annotation of a GenBank genome assembly. Lineage: Eukaryota; Ciliophora; Oligohymenophorea; Peniculida; Parameciidae.